This is a messenger RNA of Zootoca vivipara (common lizard), 3936 nucleotides long. It is a transcript of the gene SLC7A14, whose product is annotated as solute carrier family 7 member 14. Gene Ontology annotation, biological process: amino acid transport; transmembrane transport. Gene Ontology annotation, molecular function: amino acid transmembrane transporter activity. Lineage: Eukaryota; Metazoa; Chordata; Lepidosauria; Squamata; Lacertidae. The record is from RefSeq and is a predicted model, not a curated record. Gene Ontology annotation, cellular component: plasma membrane.
CCCUAGCCGCCACCACCGCCGCCUCUCCAGCCCUGAGCUCAUCCAGCAGCAUCCGCGCGGGGAUCUGACAAGGCGAUACUGAAACCCAGGUUAUUAAAGCUUCAGUUUACAUUCACACCGCAGUGGCUUUGAGUUGAUAUGGACCAUCUCUGAAACUGACUACCUGCCUGCUAAAGUCUAUGCUGUCAGACUUUGUUACGGGAGCUAACUGAACUCUGUGGUUUUCGUUGGCCUUUCUUCCCAUCCCUUGGCAUCACAAUGAGCGGCAUCCUCUCGCACUUGGACCCCCGGCGGAUCCAGUGGGGUACCACAUGGUAUGCCAUGCACUCUCGAAUCCUCCGCACCAAGCCAGUGGAAUCCAUGCUGGAGGGGACAGGCACCACCACAUCCCAUGGAACCAAACUGGCCCAAGUGCUCACUACCCUGGAUCUGGUUUCACUGGGUGUUGGAAGUUGUGUUGGCACCGGGAUGUAUGUGGUCUCUGGCCUGGUUGCUAAGGAGAUGGCCGGGCCAGGCGUCAUCGUUUCCUUCAUCAUUGCAGCCGUAGCCUCCAUUUUGUCUGGGGUUUGCUAUGCCGAGUUUGGUGUGCGAGUUCCAAAAACCACUGGCUCCGCCUACACUUACAGCUACGUCACAGUGGGAGAGUUUGUGGCAUUUUUCAUCGGAUGGAACCUAAUCCUGGAGUAUCUGAUCGGCACAGCAGCAGGUGCCAGUGCUCUAAGCAGCAUGUUCGACUCCCUGGCCAAUCACACCAUCAGUCGCUGGAUGAUUGACAGCGUUGGGACUUUGAAUGGGCUGGGUAAAGGAGAAGAAUCCUAUCCAGAUUUACUGGCUCUGGUCAUCGCUGCCAUUGUAACGAUCAUUGUCGCUUUGGGAGUGAAGAACUCUGUGGGAUUUAACAACGUCCUCAACGUGAUCAACUUGGUGGUGUGGCUUUUCAUCAUGAUUGCUGGACUCUUCUAUGUCAAUGGAGAAUACUGGGCCGAAGGGCAGUUCCUGCCAUUUGGAUGGUCAGGGGUGCUACAAGGUGCAGCCACCUGCUUCUAUGCCUUCAUUGGAUUUGACAUCAUUGCUACCACUGGAGAAGAAGCAAAGAGUCCCAACACUUCCAUCCCUUAUGCCAUCACUGCUUCACUUGUCACGUGCCUGACCGCAUAUGUGUCCGUGAGCAUAAUCUUGACUCUGAUGGUGCCAUACAAUGACAUUGAUACCGAAUCGCCCCUGAUGGAGAUGUUUGUAGCCCACCGAUUCUACACUGCCAAGUUCAUUGUUGCCAUCGGGUCUGUGGCUGGGUUGACAGUGAGCUUGCUGGGCUCCCUCUUCCCUAUGCCUCGGAUCAUUUAUGCUAUGGCUGGUGAUGGGCUUCUCUUCAGAUUCUUGUCCCAUGUAAAUUCUUACACGGAGACUCCCGUAGUCGCCUGCAUUGUCUCAGGGUUUCUCGCAGCCUUGCUCUCCUUGCUGGUAAGCCUGAGGGACCUGAUAGAGAUGAUGUCCAUCGGCACGUUGCUCGCCUACACUUUGGUCUCCGUGUGUGUCCUGCUUCUUCGGUACCAACCAGAAAGCGACAUUGAUGGUUUCGUCAAGUUCCUUUCUGAAGAGCACACUAAGAAGAAGGAAGGGAUCAUAGCAGACUGCGAGAAGGAAGUCUGCUCUCCGGUCAGCGAAGGGGAGGAGUUUGCAGGCCCGCCCACCAACACUUGUGGCGCUAAGAACCUGCCAUCCUUGGGCGACAAUGAGAUGCUCAUUGGGAAAUCAGACAAAUCCGCUUACAACGUCAACCACCCCAACUAUGGCACGGUCGACAUGACUUCUGGAAUAGAGGCAGAUGAGUCUGAGAACAUCUACCUCAUCAAGCUAAAGAAACUCAUAGGACCACGAUACUACACUAUGAGGAUCCACCUGGGACUUCCUGGGAAAAUGGAUCGACCCACUGCGGCUACUGGCCAGACUGUCACCACUUGUGUGCUCUUGCUGUUUGUCCUAAUGUUCAUCUUCUGCUCUUUCAUCAUUUUUGGGGUGGACUACCUCUAUGACCAAAGUUGGUGGGCAAUUCUUCUGGUGGUCCUGAUGGUCCUGCUGAUCAUUGCGUUGGUGUUCGUCAUCCUUCAGCAGCCAGAAAACCCAAAAAAGCUCCCUUAUAUGGCUCCUUGCCUGCCUUUUGUCCCAGCCUUCGCUAUGCUUGUGAACAUCUAUCUCAUGCUGAAACUUUCAAGGAUCACCUGGAUCCGGUUUGCUGUCUGGUGUUUUGUGGGAUUGCUGAUUUAUUUUGGCUAUGGCAUAUGGAACAGCACACUGGAGAUCACCGCUCGGGAAGAGGCGCUGCAUCAGAGCACAUACCAGCGCUACGAUGUUGAUGUCGACCCCUUCUCUGUCGACGAUGGCUUGGCCUACGCCGAGAACGACAACUUCCAGGACUGGGCUCCUACUGACGACAAAGGUUUCUCUUACCAGCAGGUGUCAGAAGCAAAGGAAAACAGUCGGACAAGUAGCAAAUCAAAGAGCAAAGGCAAACACAAACAGAACUCAGAAGCACUGAUUUCGAAUGACGAGUUAGACCACUCACCCGAGUAGAUGAAAUGGAAGCACCACCGUUCCACUCUUUGUCACUAAGCUAAACCUUGGGCUGAAAUUCAGUGGCUUCUUUUGGCUCUCAUUUCAAACCCAUCUUUUUCCGUAAAGUUUGUUUCCAGAAGUCAUAUCACUAACUCACUCAGUCAGUCAAGUCAGUCAGUCACCUUUCUGUUCUUCAGGAUGGUUCUGUCAAGUGCUCAUCCUGAAUCAACAGAAGAUCACAUCAAGGAAAGCAACAUGUCUCUGAUCUCACCACUGCCAUUCACAGGCCUCUUUCACUGAAUGUUGCUUCCGAUAGGCUAGUUGAACCUGCUGAGUUUUUCUGGGCCUAGGAAACCCAUUGCAUAAGACACUUCCUGCUGCAGCGAUAGUAUGGUUUCAAUGGAACCCACACUCAAUGAAGUGAGUAUCUGAUAAGGAAAUGCAGUAAUAUUCCCUCGGCAGGGGACAUGUCUAUGACCUCUUUGCUUUCUGGUGGAGAAGGAUGGGAAACAUGUUACCCUCUGGAUUUGUUGGAAUUCCAUUAUCCAUGACCAUUGGCCAUGUGGACUGGGGUUGAGAAGGAAGCUGAGUCCAACAAUAUCUGAAGGGCCACAGGUUCCCUAUCCCUGCCAAAGAAAAUACUCAGUUGCAGUCAUACUAAGGACUGUUAAGUUAUUUGGCAAAGAGCGUCAGUUUUUCAUUUUGUGAAUGCAAACAUUGACUAGAUGGGUAGGUUUAUUCAGGCAAGAGCUUAAUUUUUUCCCUGAGGAUAUUCUAGAGAUAAAGAGAGCUCCAGUGAUCAGGCUGUGCAGACCAGCACCCCCAUUUUCACCUAUAUAAAACUACUUCAACUUUUCACUUAGCAAAAUAUUCUUGCACUUUGGCACACUUGUGCUUCACUUCCCAUGUCACCUUCUCCAUUCGUUUUGUCUCAGUUGUUUCCUGGUGAACUAUGGUAUGACACAACAUGACUCAACCACAAUUUAAUAUAUUGACCAGUUGGAAUUUGCAUCUUGGUGAGUUCUUCUUGGAUAUUUUGUUUGAUCCAUUUAGCCAUUUUAUCUAGUAAAUAAGAAUGGAGACUUUGGUUGUCAGAUUUCUGUGAUUAGGUUUAUCUGAACCGGAAUAAUUUAGCAGGCAGGACCCAUACAGUGACAGUGUGGUUCAAAUUGAUAUCAGUGCCAUGAUCCUAAAAGCUGAGAUUCAUGACCAGCAGAAUCAUGUGGCACAAGCAAGAAUGGUACCAUGCGAUUCUGCUGAACAUGUAGUUCAACACUAACUUCAAACCUCUGCAUUAGGAAUAGAUGGGAGGCUAAACCUAGAAUGUGACUAAAAUCCUAAUGUUAUAUCCAUGGGCUACUUCAGAUGGACUUAAACACAGCU